Ogataea angusta is the source of this 1962-nucleotide messenger RNA. RefSeq lists its product as uncharacterized. The record is from RefSeq and is a predicted model, not a curated record. Gene Ontology annotation, biological process: vacuolar transport; protein localization to membrane. Bases 1 to 1962 code for a protein of 653 amino acids. The transcript has a single exon. Lineage: Eukaryota; Fungi; Ascomycota; Pichiomycetes; Pichiales; Pichiaceae. Gene Ontology annotation, cellular component: membrane; Golgi apparatus.
AUGGCUACAAACACAACCUGGCUUGCAAUCACAGCGCUACUGCUCUGGCCCGCGCUAUGCUCGGCCCUCAGGAUCGAGAAACCGUCUUGGAGACUGCCCUGGGGCAGAGACUACUACAAAGACGGAGACAAGGUGGAGCUCCUCGUCAACACAGUGGAGUCGGAAAACACGCAGCUGCCAUACGCCUACUACAAGCUCCCGUUUGUGUGUCCGCCAACGCAGAAUGCGCGGCCAGUGCAUCUGUCCUUGGGCGAGGUGCUGAACGGAGACCGGAUCUGGCAAUCCGACUACCACCUCACCUUCGGCCAGGACGAGCCGUGUGCGCGAUUGUGCGACCGGGUGAUCACACAGAACGCGAUCAAGCGCGCAGACGAGCUGAUCAAAAACGAGUACAUGGUGGAGUGGCGGAUCGACGGUCUGCCGGGCGCCACCACCUUCAUCAAGCCCAAGACAGGCAAACAGAACGCUGAAAAAUACUACGUGGCCGGGUUCCCGCUAGGGUUUGUGCAGAACGGCGUCAGCUACCUCCACAACCACGUGAUGAUCGUGGUGAGAUGGCACAAGGAGAACGGCAACCCGGACAAGAAGACCAUAGUUGGGUUCGAGGUGUAUCCUAAAUCGGUCUCUGACUACCAUUGCCCGGGAGCGUCCCGGGACUACGCCAACUUCGCCAUCGUCCCGGGAGCCAAAGACAGGCUCGUCGUGCCGUUCACGUACUCGGUAUACUGGAGAGAAGAGGUGGAUGUCACCUACGAAAACAGAUGGAAAAUGUACAGAACGCCGGGCGGAGCGGCCAACGACAGCAAGAUGCACUGGUUUGCACUGGUCAACUCGCUACUGGUGGUAUCUCUGCUCUCGCUGGCGGUGUCUGUUGUAUUCUUCAGAACACUGAACAGCGACUUCAAGACCAGAAGAGACACAUUCACAGAGAAACUUGACUCGCUAGUCGGAUCGUUGCCUGAGACCAGAGACGGACCCAAGUCGGGCUGGAGAGCUUUGGCUAGCGAGGUCUUUGUGCAACCAAGCAUGCCUGUGAUUCUCAGUAUCCUUGGGGGCUCAGGCGUGCAGCUGUCUCUGACCAUGUUUGGAGUUUGCAUCUUGUGCACUGCCGGAAUAUCUGGCCCCAACAACACCAUCCUGACAAGUGCCCUAGCCACGUUCGUGAUUGCAGGCUUUUUCUCUGGUUUUGCAGGCGUCCAAAUCUACAAGACCUUCACACACAAGCAGGUUGCCUCCUGGAGAACGGUCUCCUUCCUCUCGGGCAGUUUGUUCACAGCAUUAGUCCUCAUCAUUCUCUUCAUUUUGAAUUUCAUCAUUUGGGCCAAGGACUCCUCGUUGGCUCUGCCCUUUGGCACUAUUAUGGCAUUAAUAUUCAUCUAUGUUCUUUUGCAGAUACCUAUUUCUCUGUUCGGAGGCUUCGUCUCCAACAGACUUGACCUGCUUCGCCUGCUUAUCAAAAACAAGCCAAGGGUGGCUGAGAGAUACACAGAGGCCAAGAGGGCCAUACCGAAACAGCCUUUCUAUAACAAACUCAAGUUCUCGCUCCCACUGUUUGGCCUGUUCCCCUUUGGAAUCAUUUUCGUUGAGCUGGUGUUCCUGUUCAAGUCGCUAUGGGUGGAAAAACUGUCUUUCUACUACAUGUACGGUUUCCUGUCGUUCACGGCGUUCCUGCUGUACGUGGUGGUGAUAGAGAUCAGCAUAAUUUCCACCUACCUGCGCCUGAACUCUGGCGACUACUACAACUGGCAAUGGAAGGCGUUUGUGACGAGCGCCGGCUCGAUCUUCAUCUACCUCAUGGGCUACUCUGUCUACUACCUUAUCUUCCGGAUGAAGGUCGUGGACAUUGUGUCGCCAAUCAUCUACCUGGUGUACGCAACGAUCAUGGACCUGAUUCUCGGCGUUUCUUGUGGCGCGAUCGGGCUGCUCGCCUCGACCUUCUUCGUGUACAAGAUUUAUUCGUGA